Messenger RNA from Geodia barretti, 2531 nucleotides. NCBI's taxonomy places the organism in Eukaryota, Metazoa, Porifera, Demospongiae, Tetractinellida, Geodiidae. The record is from the annotation of a GenBank genome assembly.
GAUGGAAGAGUAUCAGCAAUUGCUAUUAGAGUGUCAGCUGUGUCAUCUUUCAUCAUUAUUAUUGCCAUUGGUGCUGUAGUUGUGCUGAUUUGGUGGAAGAAGUCACACAAAGGUGGUUACAGCUUCUCUGGUGUAGUUCACGGUUGCUUUUGUUGUUCUUCCCCGAGUGAAACUAACGACCUUGAGUUAUGCAGUAAUGCUAGUGUAAGGAGCGGUUCUCGACUGAUAUCAGAUGAUGGUGGCGCCAAACAGAAAAAGGAUGGACAUGCUGAAGGAGAAGCCAAACUUGACCAAAGACAGGACAGUGGCAUUAGUGUGAGGAAUCCUCUGGAAGGAGAAGCCAAACCCCCUCGCAGUCUAAGUAGCUCGCUGGACAGUGGUAUCAAUUUUAGCACCCCUCCAGUGAUGUCCAAACAAAAAGGGAUGUACACCGAUGUGAAACCCUCAACAUCAGGAGUGCAACCCCCUAUCCCAGAGGACACCAGAGUCCAGUACCAGGAGAUUGACAUCAGAACUACUCAUAAAAUGGCACUUUCUCCCUAUGCUGAGCUGGGACCUAUUCCUACCAAAAGGCCAAAACCCCCCAAGAUCGAAACCAAGACACAGGGCCCCUAUGUUGAUGUCCUACCUCACGCCACUACUCCUGUGACUGGCAAUGACAACAGAGGACCCCCCACAGUGGAGUCAGUGAUGUCACUGUUGUGGGGUGUGAGACCUCGUUGGAAGGAGAUAGCAGAGGGUCUGGAGUUUGAUGAGGAUCGGAUUGAUGAGAUAGACACCAACGACACUGAUGAGGGCCGUCUGCACCACUGUGUGGAGAUGUGGGUUUUCAAACUACAGCCAUCCUGGGAGAAACUAUCUCAUGUACUGAAGGAACUGGGGGAAGUGGAACUGGCGCGUCAGGCCUGGAGUGAAGAGCACAUCCAACAGUCAUCAAGAAAGCUCAGUGAUGCAACAAGUGGAAUAGGAACAGGGUGUGAUGUCUCCCCUGCACUGCCUCGGUUUGGUGACGGAGACAGUGGAGGUGGGGAGGGUGUGACUGGGGGUGAGGGUGAGGUGGACCCACAGCGUCAAACAACGUUCCCCAAGGGAGACAAGUCUAUUACAACACACACCAUUCAGGCCAGUUACAACUUCACUCUUCAGGGGAAGAACCCCCUCUUCAAUUUCUACUGACUCCAGUAGAGCACAGUUCUGGAGAACAGAUGUGCAACUCAGGUUAGGACAUUAUCUGCAUUCUCCUGUUUAGCACCUAUUCUUCCUGGUCACACACUUCCCCAAUGCUCCACUGUUUGAUGGUAAUAGGUGUUGCUGAACCAUUGGAUGGUGAUAACAUGAUUAAUAGUUAGUUAGCUACUUCCAGCACCAACAGUUCAAUCAACAGCAGUGACCCAGUUCCUCAUGAUCUCAUAACUGUUUAUUAGUUUGCCAUAACUCUCCCACUCUCCCACCUGUGCUAACUCUCUCCUAUCUGUGCGAAUAUAUCCACUCAGAUGAUGCUGGGUUUGAUGAGAGCGUAGUAGUCGAAUCAGGGAGGAAAGACUGGCAUCCCGAGUUUGUCUUCCCUCAGACCCUAGGUCCCAGUUAUGACUCAAGUACCAGGGUUUGUUACAUAAUCUGUUCCCAGGGGGUGUUGAAGUGGACCAAAAACCACACGUGGAGAAUUUUUAUCAAACAACCACGAGUAUUGGUACAGCCAAUAUAGAGGCAGAGGAUGUUGUUGUCAACGAGAACAUCUGUGACGGAACUACAGUUGAAUGCACAGAGUCCUCAAGCACCAAAGCUAAUAAUGCUGUGAUGGUGACGGGACAAAUGCAGGAGAGACAUCGCUGGCCAGUUGCAGAUCUCCCUAACAUACAGCCGCAACCUGCUGGACUGUCCAAACGACAACCAAAGCAUACACCGCCCUUGCCCAAGUUUAGGGCACAGACUCUCCAAGAAAGCCACCCCCGAUAUCCAACACACAAGAACAGCAGUAACAGCCACGCCGUGGAUCUUACUCUAACCUUGCAAUGGAUGGACCUGAGAUUGGGCCUGGGAUUCGGUUUUGAAGAACACCCCACUUUCGAGAGCUCUGCAUGGACCCAACCCAGUUGAUCAGCUGCUGUCGUGCUCUGUUGUAUCGUCAUAAUGUGCUAUUGUCUGCAAUACGGGAUUGACUGCAUGUUAUUCUACUGUAUGUAACUAAACUGUAGUGGAAGAUGCUGUAUGCAUUCAUCCAUUUGUAGUGUAGCAUUAUUUUUACUGAAGUACGUCACAGCAAUGUCAGCACAUGCCGUAUUUAGACUAGUAAACGAAAACAACUUUCAUCAUAAACAGAGUGUAUGUAAAAUAAGAAGUUCCUAUUGUGUAUGUAAUCGGUCAGUGUGAAAGAAUUUGGUGAUAGUGUGGUAUGACUGGUUGUACUUGAGAAACACCUCUUCUUCUCCGUCUCCUUGGUCGAGUGGCCCACUCCCUGGUCCAGGAGUGGAGCCACUGGAGGAGGAGAGCGGGUACCUCCUGAUGUGUCGUGGAGGCAGAGAGACGCUCCC